GACGGUUAUUCGGUCGGUUUUUUAUUGAUUCUUACUAAAUAUUAACCGAUCGUUCAAUCGAUUAACCGUUGAUUUUUUCGGUAAUUUCUUACGGCCUAUGUUUUAGGGGGGAACAAGUAAUUAUUGGCAAAGUCACCCUAGUCCUUAGAAAUAUUUAAGUAGUAAAUUAUUAUCAAUCUUGCUUUGGGACUUUUUUCUUUUUUUGCUUUUUUCUUCUCUCUUAAAUUUUUCUUGAUUUUAGAGAAUACGGGUAUGCAUAGUAAUUUCAGGCAAGUGAGAAUUGAUAAUUCUAGGUCAACAUACAGCAUACUAAUGGACUCCUCACUUUUCAUCGAUAACCAUUACCAUUAAAUCCAACAUUACUUGCUGCUAAAUCCAUUUGUUUCCCAAAGAGUCAAAUUCACAACCCCAAAGAGUCACUUAUUAUGCCUUUACAUUUACCAUCCAAAACCCUUAAAUCAUUUUUCAUAUUUUGCUCUCCAUGCUCAAAAAAGAUGGCAGGAGUGGGAAGACUGGUCGAUCUACUACUCUUCUACACACUUGAAAGAGUCCUCUUCAACAGAAUGGUAUGUUCAAUGUCCAAGACUCCCCAACUUGUCAAAAGAAGUAUAGCUCUAUGGCUUAUGCUAGGAGAAAUUGGUCACCAUGACUUAAUCAGGACGAUACAUUCCUACGAUAACAACGCCAUCGAUAUUCUCUUCGACGAGGCAUUAUGCUGCUUGGAGUGCAUACAACCAGAUGCAACUGAACCAACUGAAGCAGAAGAUGAUGCACGUCUUUUUAUUACACUAUUCGACGAGCCGGUGAAUAGGAGAUUCUUUUAUUACAACAAGGAGUUCAUGUACAAGAGAUAUGAACACAUCAUGGAGACAGUUUGUGAAAAAAUAUUUGGCCAAAAUGCUGCCAUUGAGGUUGACGAGUCAGGUGCUUGGCCUGUACUUGCUAGACAAUUUGGAGAGGAAUAUUCUAGCACAAAUCAAUAUUCCAAUUUGAAUCCUAAUGCGCCAGAAUUCAAUCCUGGACAGACCCCAGAAGAUAGCAGGACAAUGUUCUUGACAUUUUCAAAGGGUCAUCCUCUAAGCCGCCAAGAGAUUGUUCAGUUCUUUACCUCGAAUUGGGGAGGAGUGGUGCAAGAUGUUGUGAUUGAACAGAGUAGAACAGGAAGAGAUCCACAGUUUGGGAGGAUUGUGUUCAAGAGUUCAUUGGUGAUACCUUUGGUUCUAAAUGGUCAAACAAAAGCCAAGUUCUUGGUGAAUGGUAAGCAUCUCUGGGUUCGGAUUUACGUGCCUCGUCUUCGGAGAGGAAGGAAGACUUGGUGAUAGAGAGAGAGAGUAUCCAUCUUGGUAUUGUUUCUUGUUUGAGUUACUGGUAGUGGCCAGGACAACGUUGCCUGCUCUACAUAUUUUGCAUGAAACUCAACCUUACAGCGCCUUAACAUGAAAUUAGA
This is a messenger RNA of Tripterygium wilfordii, 1447 nucleotides long. RefSeq lists its product as uncharacterized. NCBI's taxonomy places the organism in Eukaryota, Viridiplantae, Streptophyta, Magnoliopsida, Celastrales, Celastraceae. The record is from RefSeq and is a predicted model, not a curated record. The transcript has 2 exons. Bases 426 to 1319 code for a protein of 297 amino acids.